CUAGGAUCGGCUCUCCCCCCUCAGUCCGGGGUCGGGGUCCCCAGGAUCGGACAUGGACAGGCGGAGAAGAGCCACCCUGGCGCUGACCCUCAACUUCCUCUCGCUGCUCUUCUCCAUCACCGCAUUCAGCAGCAGCUAUUGGUGUGAGGGGACCCGCAAAGUGCCCAAACCGAUCUGCCGGGGCCCCGCCACAGACAAGCCGACCUUCUGCAUCCGAUUCAACGGCUCCGACACCAACAACAGCAACGCGGUCCAGUACACCUGGGAGACCGGAGACGACAAGUUCAUGGAACGAUAUUUCCACGCCGGGAUCUGGUAUUCGUGCGAAGAGAACGUCAGCGGAGACGGUGAGUGCAACAGCAGAGCGCCAACAUUGUCAGAUCGGCUCUCCCCCCUCAGUCCGGGGUCGGGGUCCCCAGGAUCGGACAUGGACAGGCGGAGAAGAGCCACCCUGGCGCUGACCCUCAACUUCCUCUCGCUGCUCUUCUCCAUCACCGCAUUCAGCAGCAGCUAUUGGUGUGAGGGGACCCGCAAAGUGCCCAAACCGAUCUGCCGGGGCCCCGCCACAGACAAGCCGACCUUCUGCAUCCGAUUCAACGGCUCCGACACCAACAACAGCAACGCGGUCCAGUACACCUGGGAGACCGGAGACGACAAGUUCAUGGAACGAUAUUUCCACGCCGGGAUCUGGUAUUCGUGCGAAGAGAACGUCAGCGGAGACGGUGAAAAUUGCCGAAGCUUCAUCGCGCUCACCCCCCCUGCAGACCGAGGAGUUCUGUGGCUCUCCAUUGUGGCCGAGGUCUUGUACAUCACAUUACUCCUCACAGGAGUGAGCCUCAUGUCCAUUGAAGUCUGUUAUUACACGUCAGUGAUUGACGGCCUCAAGCUCAACGCCUUUGCCGCCAUCUUUACCGUAUUGUCAGGGUUGCUCGGGAUGGUCGCCCACAUGAUGUACACAACCGUCUUCCAGAUGACCGUCAAUCUGGGUCCUGAAGACUGGAGACCCCAGACCUGGGACUACGGCUGGUCAUACUGCCUGGCGUGGGGCUCAUUCACAUGCUGUAUGGCCGCCUCCGUGACAACCAUCAACAGAUACACCAAGACCAUCCUGGAGUUCAAACAGAGGCGGAGGAACCUGGAGCGGAAUCUCCAGAACAAGCCGAAAUCCCCGGAGCAGGACGGCUCCCGGCCCGUGUGGGACGUCUACCUCAGCACCAUACAGGGGGGCGACCGGGAGGACUUUGUGGAUUUACCAAUCAGCGCUCACAACCCCUCAGCGUGCGGGAACUCCGCCCACUUCCCCUACAGACAGUGCGACGAAUAUUGCUAG
This is a messenger RNA of Nanorana parkeri, 1330 nucleotides long. RefSeq names its product germ cell-specific gene 1-like protein. The record is from RefSeq and is a predicted model, not a curated record. NCBI's taxonomy places the organism in Eukaryota, Metazoa, Chordata, Amphibia, Anura, Dicroglossidae. The coding region runs from base 53 to 1330 and encodes 425 amino acids. Gene Ontology annotation, cellular component: plasma membrane. The transcript has 6 exons.